Closterium sp. NIES-67 is the source of this 205-nucleotide messenger RNA. NCBI's taxonomy places the organism in Eukaryota, Viridiplantae, Streptophyta, Zygnematophyceae, Desmidiales, Closteriaceae. The record is from the annotation of a GenBank genome assembly.
UCCUCCGCCUCUUCCGCAGCCCCCCUUGCUGCCACGGCGAGUGUGACUCUGGUGAAUGCGGCGUGGGAGUUCACUCCUGACCGACUGCUGCAGGCUCUCUCAGACAACACUGACUUCACAGUGGUAGCAGUGGUGGGCCCUCCUUCCCUUGGCAAGUCGUCUCUCCUCAACGCCCUCGCUGCAGCACACAUCCCCGCCCAUGCCG